Molecule: messenger RNA, 4317 nt
Organism: Rhodamnia argentea
Lineage: Eukaryota; Viridiplantae; Streptophyta; Magnoliopsida; Myrtales; Myrtaceae
Biological process (GO): protein phosphorylation; cell surface receptor signaling pathway
Cellular component (GO): plasma membrane
Molecular function (GO): ATP binding; calcium ion binding; polysaccharide binding
Source: RefSeq, a predicted model, not a curated record
AUGGUCAUCCACAGGCUUCUCUUGAAAGUUGUGGUGCUUGGGGUUGUAUUGGGUCCAUACCACAAUCCCUUAGCAGCAGAAGCUGCUGCUGAUGAUCCAAUCACGAAGCCCGGAUGCCGCAGCACUUGCGGAAACCUCUCGAUUCCAUACCCCUUCGGAUCGCGCGACAGUGAUCCCAGCUGCCGUAAUGGCCCUUCCUCAUUUGCCGUCGAGUGUGACAACUCUACGGACCCUCCAACGCCUUAUUUUGAUAACAAAGGUAGUAACUUGCAAAUACUCAACAUCUCUCUCGAGGAUCACGAGAUGCGAGUUCAAGCAGAUUUCAUCAGUCGAGCCUGCUAUGACUCUGCUUGGUAUGAUGCUAAUUCAAGUAACUUUCCCGUGCUCACCCUUGCUGAUUUCCCCAUAUCCAGCAACAAGAACAAGUUCAUUGCUGUCGGUUGCGAUACUUUCGCAUACUUCUUGGACAUCAAAGCGAAAUUCGUCUUUGGAUGUAAGUCGGCAUGCAAUGACAUUUCCGAGGUGACUAAUGGCUCGUGCUCGGGUAUCGGUUGCUGCGAGACGAGCGUACCUAGAAACUCAUUCGGCUACAAUAUCUCCAUUGCUAGCUUUAAAAACCAUACAGAUGUCCUGAGUUUCAACCCUUGCAGCUACGCUUUCGUCGCAGAGAUCGGUUCCUACAGCUUCAGUUCUGGUGAUCUUUCAGAACUUGAAAUUGACGAGGUGCCCCUAGUUCUUGACUGGGCAAUAGGGAAUAGAACGUGCGACGUCGCCAAGAAGAGCGCGGACUACAUGUGCAAGGGAAACACCAGUUGUACCGACGCUGAAAAUGGAUCGGGGUACAAGUGCACUUGUUUAGAAGGUUUCCAUGGCAAUCCGUAUCUCGAGAAUGGUUGUCAAGAUAUUGAUGAAUGUCUUGAUCCAACUAAGAACCAGUGCGAUGGAGUCAAUGGAACUUGCAUUAACGUUGUUGGGAAUUAUACUUGUUCAUGCCGAAAGGGUUAUGAUGGUGAUGGCAGGAAGAAUGGGCGAGGAUGCACCGCUAUUGCUAAUGAUAAUCCAUCACAUUUGGCGCAGAUACUUGUCGGUAUUCUUGGCGCGGGGAUAGUAGUGUUGCUAUUCAGCGCAGGCUUUCAGUAUCUGGUAAUUCAAAAAAGGAAACUCAUCAGGCUCAAAGAACAGUACUUCAAGCAAAACGGUGGCUUGCUCUUGCAGCAACAAUUACACAAAGGUGACUGAACCACCAAGACCAUGAAAAUCUUCACAGCCAAAGAGUUAGAGAAGGCCACGAACAAUUACAACGAGAGCGGAAUAGUCGGCCGAGGUGGAUACGGUACCGUUUACAAAGGUUUGUUGCCAAACGGCACGGUUGUCGCGAUAAAAAAGUCCAAACUCGUGGACAAGACCCAAAUCGAGCAGUUUGUCAAUGAAGUCAUAGUGCUUUCUCGGAUUAAUCACCGUAACGUGGUCAAGCUUUUGGGAUGUUGUUUGGAGACCGAAGUGCCUUUGUUAGUGUACGAGUUCGUGAACAAUGGAACUCUGUUCGACCACAUCCACAACCGCAACAAGUCCACCAAGAUGUCCUGGGAUGCCCGAUUGAGAAUUGCUUCGGAUACUGCCGGUGUACUUUCGUACUUGCACUCCAUGGCUUCCAUUCCCAUAAUCCAUCGCGACGUCAAGUCGGCAAACAUCCUACUGGACGACAAUUAUAUCGCGAAAGUUUCUGACUUUGGAGCUUCGAGAUUAGUCCCACUUGAUCAAGCCGAAUUGUCCACUCUAGUUCGGGGAACGUUGGGAUACUUGGACCCCGAAUACUUGCAUACAAACCAACUAACCGAAAAGAGUGAUGUUUACAGCUUCGGGGUUGUGCUAGCGGAGCCGAUAACUGGGAAGAAGGCACUUUCUUUCAACGGACUCGAGAAAGAGAGGAACCUGGCAAUGCAUUUUCUUUCGGCAUUAAAAAACAAUGGAUUGCUCCAAAUUGUCGAUGGAGUGAUUGCAAAUGAAGGGAACAACGAGCAAGUGAGGGAAGUUGCCAAUGUUGCAAAGAGAUGCUUGACAGUAAAAGGCGAGGAUAGGCCGACCAUGAAGGAAGUGGCGAUUGAGCUGGAGGGACUCAAAGAGAAAUCUAGUCAUCCUUGGAUGAGUAGCGUCGAUUUGCACAGAGAAGAGGCGCUUCAUCUGCUGGGAGAGACGACCGACCCCACUGUGUACAUAGAUGGUAUUGAGACCAUGAACACUGGGCCCUCGGAGAGCAUGAUAAACGAUGUCAUGACACCGGUUAACGGUGGCAGAUGUGGGGAGACGUGCGCUCGCGUUCGAGGUGUAGAGGAGGAGGACAGAGGUGUAGAGGAUGGAAGUGAGCUGACCAAAGGAGGAGAGCUUGAAAUUCUUAAGGUGCCGUGCUCGACUGCCUUCGUGAGGCUCCACGCGUUCCCUUUCUCCAGUGCCAAGAACAAGUUCACGGCCAUUGGGAGCAACACGUUCGGCCUGAUCGCGGGAGCCAACGGCCAGGGCUUCUCAAGCGGCUGCCUCUUGGUGUGCACCGGGAUGGAGGACAUGAAAGACGGGGCGUGCAAUUGGAUCGGGUGUUGCCAGACCUCGAUACCCGACAUGCUCCUCAAAUCCAACGCCAGCGUGGGCAGCUGGAACAACCACACGAACGUGUGGAGUUUCAAUCCCAGCAGUUACGCGUUCAUAGUCGAAGAGAAGUCCUUCACAUUCAGUACGGACGAUCAGAGUGGCAUGAGGAACAGGACGCUGGUCCCCUCGGUGCUCGACUGCGCUGUUUGGAACGAGACUUGAGCCCAGGCGGCCAAGGAUCCGGCGACCUUCGCCUGUAAGGCGCACAGCGAGUACUUUGAUUUUGCUGACGUGCUCGGCUACCGAUGCAAUUGCUCUUCUGGGUAUGAGGGGAAUCCAUACCUUGGUUGUGUAGAUAUUGAUGAAUGUGUGGAUCCAGCGAAGAACCUGUGUAAGGGAAUUGGCCAUAACGUUGAGGGGAGUUAUACAUGCUCAUGCCCAAAGGGUUAUCAUGGUGACGGCAAGAAGGGUGAAGAUGCACAAGGAUGCAUUGCUGAUCGUAAAUCAUCACAUUUGGUGGUGAUUUUGGUUGGUAAGUUCUUCCAUCUCUUCAGAAGAUUUUUGUGAUUAGUAUCGAUCUUAAUGUGGUUUCGAGAAAAUAAUAUUCAUUCAUUGAGCUCGCUAUAGGAAAUAUUUGCUUUCUGAGUCCAGAAAAAUGGUGGCUUGCUUUUGCAGCAACAAUUGCAUGAACCUGACAGAACCACAAACGCCAUGAAGGUCUUCAGUGCUGAAGAGCUAGAGAAGGCCACCGAGCAUUAUGACCAGAGCAGAACAGUUGGCCGAGGAGGAUUCGGCACCGUUUGCAAAGGGACCUUGCCAAAUAACAUGAUAGUUGCGAUUAAGAAGUCCAAGCUUGUGGAUGGGAGCCAAAUCGAGCUGGUCGUUAACGAAUUCAUAGUGCUUUCUCAGAUUAAUCAUCGAAAUGUGGUCAAGCCAUUGGGGUGUUGUUUGGAAACAGAAGUGCCUCUGCUAGUGUUUGAGUUCGUGAACAGUGGGACUCUCUUUGAUCACUUCCACAGCCCAAGCAAGUCCUCCAAGGUGUCCUUGAGAAUUGCCUCGGAAAGUGCAGGAGUCCUAUCCUUCUUGCACUCCGCAUCUUCCCUUCUAAUCCAUCGGGACAUCAAGUCGACCAACAUCCUCAUGGAUGCUAAUUACACUGCCAAAGUCACCGACUUCGGAGCUUCACAAUUAGUCCCGCUCGAUCAAGACGAAUUGUCUACUAUGGUUCAGGAAACAUUAGGAUACUUAGACCUUGAAUACAUGCAUACUAGCCAGUUGAUGGAAAAAAACAAUGUUUAUAGCUUUGGGGUUGUGCUAGUCGAGCUGUUGACAGGGAAGAAGGCGUUCUCCUUCGAUUGACCUGAAGAAGAGAGGUGCUUGGCCAUGUACUUUCUUUCGGCCUUGAAAGAGGACCGGCUGUUUCAGAUUGUUGAGGAGCUCAUUGCAAACGAAGACAAUGAGCAAGUGAAGAAAGUUGCCAAUCUUGCAAAUAGGUGCUUGAGAUUAAAAGGCGAGGAGAGGCCAACCGUGAAGGAAGUGGCAAUUGAAUUGGAUGCAAUUAGGGCAAUGCUAACGAUCCAUGGGUUUAUUGAGUUGAAUCCAGAAGAAACGGUUCAUUUGCUCGGAGCGAUGACCGACUCCAUUGUUUAUGCGAAUAGUCCUGGGACAACGAACACAGGGUAUACUGAUAGUACGAAAAACCAUGUCAUACCCCCACUUAGUAGUGGCAGAUGA